CAUUAAAAUAGGGUGGGAGAUAUUAGUGUUAGUCAUUCCAUAUUUAAUGAUUGGUGUACAUGUAUUUUAUUACAAGAUUGAGAUUGGGAAUUGGUGCCAAUCUCGGUGAUUGCUUUUAAAAAACUGUGGAACUCAUUGUCCACGUGUUGGCAUAAAAGAGAAGAAGGAAUCUUCAUGGAAAAACCAGGGAUGCCUCCUAUAUCGUCUUUCAUCACUGCUCUCAACUAAAACCUCGCAUUUUCCCAUUGAGUAUAUAUACAGGUAAAAUACCCUGAAAUUUAUUUGCUUGAACCGACAAAGGAUAGAAAUGCUGCCAUUAAUAAAGGCGACAACCCUUUGAUUCCCCUCUGAUCUUUGCACAUAACUGUCUCUCUCUCUCUCCAUAGGCCAUCUCCUUUUUUACUCUUCUUACUAUUUGUGGUUGCAGGAACAGUGAACCUUUGCACCUCAUAAUUUAAUGCUUUUCUUAACCUUGAUUUACACUAUCUCCCCUUCUAUCUUCCACAGGCUACUUUGAUUUGCCUAUAAACUCUUCCAUUCUGUGGCUUUGCUUUAAGCUAUUAGCUUCUCUUGAUCUUCCGCCUACCUUUUAUUGAAUCAUCAUUAUCAUUUUCUGUAUCAAAUAAGUAAACUCGUCUCCUUAAUUCCCUUUAUUAUAGCUUGAUAUGGAUUAUCAGCCUAAUAAUUCUCUUCGUUUAAGCCUAUCCAACAAUCAACCCAACCUAGAGCUUGUCCUUGAACCAUCAUCGUCUUCCUCGUCGCCCCACAUUCCAGCUGCUCCUCGAAUUUUCUCUUGUAACUAUUGCAAACGAAAGUUCUAUAGCUCACAAGCACUUGGAGGCCACCAAAAUGCCCACAAACUAGAAAGGACUCUUGCGAAGAAAAGCAGAGAGCUAAGCUCAAUUGUCAGGGCACAUGGGGGAUCCAGUAUCAGGGGUUCGAGCCAUGACCAAAGUAUGCAGUCACCAAUGGCCACGUUUGAACAACAUGGUCGAGCUGGCAGGUUUGCUGGAGAAAUGAGCUAUGGAAAAACAGACGUAAACUACGGCUCCAUGGGAUACAGAAAUGAGAAUGUUGAAGAUGAGUUUAGUCAGCUUGACUUAUCCUUAAGGCUUUGAAAUUGAAGUUGCACUCUUAUUCAUUUGAAUUUGUAGUUUCAUGUUAUUCUUAUUAUACGCUUAUAUGUUUGAAAUGCCAAAUUAUUCUUAAUAGAAAAAAAAGAAAGUCUGAGGCAUGCAUGUGAACAUUUUAUUAGAAAAUAAUUUUGAGGCUAAUUUUUCUUU
This is a messenger RNA of Gossypium raimondii (Peruvian cotton), 1283 nucleotides long. RefSeq names its product zinc finger protein 2. The transcript has 3 exons. Gene Ontology annotation, biological process: negative regulation of abscisic acid-activated signaling pathway. The coding region runs from base 666 to 1118 and encodes 150 amino acids. Lineage: Eukaryota; Viridiplantae; Streptophyta; Magnoliopsida; Malvales; Malvaceae. The record is from RefSeq and is a predicted model, not a curated record.